CGCUGCUGUGAGAAGACAAGUCGAUUUUCUGCUGUCACGCACGCACACACACGCACACAGAGCCUUUUAUUUACAGCUCCACGAGGAGCCUCAGUCCCUGCAGAAGCAGGUUCCAGGGUUCUGGUUCCAGCUCUGACCCGUCAGCAUCAAUCUGCAGCCACCGAGUCCGGUUGGGUUUGUUCCGGACUGGACCUCCAGUUCAACCAGAGAAACGCUGGAAUGGACUGUUGACUCCGCUAGAUGAAAUGACCGAACAUGUCUCUUAAAGAAGAUCAUGGAAGUAAAAAGGGCCCUCAUCACACUGAUUUAUACGUCAGCAUCCCUGAGACGUGUCUGCCUAUCGUCUACCACCCGGACUACAACAUCACCUUCAUGGGGCUGGAGAAGCUCCAUCCCUUUGAUGCAGGGAAGUGGGGGAAGGUCAUAAACUUCCUGAAAGAGGGGAAGUUCCUCCAUGACGGGAACAUCGUUGAAGCCCGUGAAGCUACCGAGGAGGAUCUUCUGGUGGUCCACUCCAAACGCUACCUGAACAGAUUAAAGUGGUCUGUUGUGGUGGCGUCCAUCACUGAAAUCCCCCCGCUGCUGUUUCUGCCCAACCCGCUGGUUCAGAGGAAGGUUCUGAGGCCGCUACGAACCCAAACAGGAGGCACAAUAAUGGCUGGAAAACUGGCUGUUGAUCGAGGAUGGGCCAUCAACGUAGGAGGGGGCUUCCACCACUGCUCCAGUGAUAAGGGAGGGGGGUUCUGUGCCUAUGCUGACAUCACUCUGGCCAUCAAGUUUCUCUUUGAGAGAGUGGAAGGCAUCUCCAGAGCCACCAUCAUCGACCUGGAUGCUCAUCAGGGAAAUGGACACGAGCGAGACUUUGUGGACGACCGCCGGGUGUUCAUCAUGGACAUGUACAACCGCAACAUCUACCCUGGAGACAGAUACGCCAAAAGAGCCAUCAAGAGGAAGGUGGAACUGGACUGGGGCACUGAAGACUCGGAGUACCUCCAGAAGGUGGAGCUCCACGCUGAGGGAGCGCUGAACGAGGUCCGGCCUGACAUCAUCGUUUAUAACGCAGGAACCGACAUCUUGGAUGGAGAUCCGCUCGGAGGACUCUCUAUUUCGCCGCAGGGCAUCGUUCAAAGAGACGAGAUCGUGUUUAGAGCUGCAAAGAGGCGAGGCAUCCCCAUCCUCAUGGUGACAUCCGGAGGGUACCAGAAGAGAACGGCACAAAUCAUCGCCGAUUCCAUCUUCAACUUAAGGCAGCAGGGCCUGAUCGGAGCCGACGCGGAGGGGGAGGGACCUUCAUCGGUGGAGACUUACGGCUCUGGAUGUUCUGCAUCAACAUCCACCAGGGUGUAAGCAGCAGAGGCCCUGGACUCGGAGGUCACGCUCCAUGUCUGACACGUUUAAAAGCACUUUACACGGCCUGCUUCUGAUGCCAGUUACACAAACUGUGCACGUGUUGCUCCGUAAUCAGAGUGGGCAGAGGUUCAAUGCACUCCUGAAGCAUUUCAAGAUUUAUUUUGCUUCUUUUGUUUUUAUGUGUGACCAACACGGUGGUGAAGUGGUCAGGUUGUUGUAAAGAUUUGUUUGUGUAACACUAAAUAUAUAUAUAAAAUUAAAAACCAUUAAAACCAGUUCAGGCUAGGCCAGUAGGCUAGGAGCGGCUGAGUGGUUAGAGCUGUCGUCUGCCAACAAGUCAAAGGUUUGAUUCCAGCAGCAGUCACAUGUUCAAAC
Messenger RNA from Nematolebias whitei (Rio pearlfish), 1725 nucleotides. It is a transcript of the gene hdac11, whose product is annotated as histone deacetylase 11. Bases 256 to 1347 code for a protein of 363 amino acids. Lineage: Eukaryota; Metazoa; Chordata; Actinopteri; Cyprinodontiformes; Rivulidae. The transcript has 12 exons. The record is from RefSeq and is a predicted model, not a curated record. Gene Ontology annotation, molecular function: histone deacetylase activity.